Messenger RNA from Aspergillus affinis, 3144 nucleotides. Its product is annotated as putative PAB1 binding protein (Pbp1). The transcript is spliced from 5 exons. Gene Ontology annotation, molecular function: RNA binding. Gene Ontology annotation, biological process: cytoplasmic stress granule assembly. Gene Ontology annotation, cellular component: cytoplasmic stress granule. The coding region runs from base 1 to 3144 and encodes 1047 amino acids. NCBI's taxonomy places the organism in Eukaryota, Fungi, Ascomycota, Eurotiomycetes, Eurotiales, Aspergillaceae. The record is from RefSeq and is a predicted model, not a curated record.
AUGGCUUCUACCGCCAACUCCAUGUCAACUGCCAACAGUGCGUCUGGCAAUACCGGCAAUGCAUCCAUCCAGAAUCCAAGCGCGAGACCCUCGCUGAGGCCCAGCGCCAGCACCAAGGCGUCGGACGGCAGUCGACGACAGUCGGGCAGUCCUCUCGAUGGGGGACAGAGGCGCAGUAACUCCCAGCGGGCGUGGACCCAGGGCACAAAUCCGAUUACCCAGAGAUCCUCGUACACGCAGCAGAACGGAAAUAUGUCUCAGAAACAGUCUCCUUCCCCCAGACCGACUCCCAAGGAAUCGAACACGCCCGACAACCAUGCACACGACCGCCUCGUUUUCUUGGUCACCAGCUUUAUUGGUUUGACUGCGACUAUUACCACGAAAAACGGAGAUAAAUUUAAUGGAAUCUUUUCCUCUUCGUCUCUUGAGCCGACCGACUCUUCCUUUGCCCUUAAGAUGGUACAGCGGCAACAAAAAGAAGAGCAGAAGCGGGCAAACGGCGUUAGUGAAACGGCAAGCCCGUAUAUGGGAACGGCGCCUGAUCACACGGUGUCGUUUGACAUACGUGAUGUGGCAGACAUUGCGGUUGCCAAUGUCUCCACCUCCGAAGUCAUCGCGAAACCCUCUAAUGGUGCCUCGAGUGGGUUUAGAACCGACGCUGAUAUUUCCGGAAACCUGGCGAUGCGUGAACGGACACUGAAACGGUGGGAACCCGCUGCAGACACGGACGUCGACUUGUCGCUGGAAGGCGCAUCGGCGUCGGCCGGCUGGGAUCAAUUCGAAGCCAACGCUCGACUCUUUGGUGCCACCAGUAGCUACGACGAGAAUAUCUAUACCACUCGGAUUGAUCGAUCCGACCCGACUUAUAGGCAGAAGGAGCAAGCUGCCGCUCGUAUCGCUCGCGAGAUCGAGGGUGUCGAGACGGAGAAUGCUCACAUGAGGGAGGAACGAGGGCUGGCCACGGCCGAGGGCGGUGACGAGGAAGACAAGUACAGCGGUGUCCGCCGUGAUGAAAAGAACUUCCCCCCCUUGGUGUCGGGACAGCCAAACAAGUAUACUCCACCUGCUCGCCGUCAAGCUGCUGCGCAAUCUGCGGCCAGUGGGACCCCUGCCGCCGCGCCGCCCAAGGAACCUGUUAAACCGCAGGUGCAGCCCGCCGCGCCCGUGGCCCCGACAGGUGCUGCCGCUGACGCAGAACAGAAACCGAUCCCUGGCAAGUCCUCGCCAGCUGCCAAUGCAGCCCCUAAGCGUGCCGCCGCGGAGAAUGCUUCUGCGAACGUGGAAACGGAAGUGCUGGAUCAUUUCCGUCAAUUCGCCAACACGGAGAAAAUGAAGAUGCAGGAACGCCGCCGGAACCAGGCCUCGCAUGACCGGAACAUUAAACUGAACGAGCUGAUGAAAUUCUCGCAGAACUUCAAGCUUGGUACGCCGGUCCCCAAGGACUUGAUCCCGAUCCUUGCCAAGGACCCUCAUAAGCAGGAACAGAUCGUCCAACGGGCCCAGCAGCAUGUGGGCGACAAGCCUGCAUCCAAAUCGCCUCCCACGACCGCCAGCAUCGAGCAGAAGCCUGCUGGUCGUGGUUCUGGUACCGCCCGUCAUGACGGUGGAACGCUGCCCGCAGCGCCGUCUGAACGACCGACCUACCCUCGCGGGCGUCAGAUGUAUCCCCCGGCCGGUCCACACGCCGGUCCCGGUGGGCGGCUGCCACAUCAAGCCAUGCAGCAACAGGGCCGUCAAGCGACUGGGAUGCUGGGCCACCGCCUGGCCGACAAUCUUCAGCAACGGAAGGGGGCUGCUAUGGGACCAGUCCCGGCGCCUCUGCCCAUCAACGAUGCCCGCUUGCCCCCAACCGGACCGGCCGCUGAUCAACCAGGCAUCACCAGCCCGAACAAGGCGCAGACCCCGAACUCCGCCGCUUCGACCAAAUUCAACGUCCGGGCCCUGGAGUUCAAGCCUAACCCGGCCGCCAGCACAUUCACCCCCGGUGCCUCGUCGAACUCCUCACCGUUUGUGCCCGGUCGCUCCGUAUCCCGCGCUACCAGCCCGUCGGCUUUCUUUGGCGGGAAGAAGCUGCGGCCCCUCGCUGAGCGCCCGUCUCUCAACGACCAGUUCAACCCCAUUAAACGGAUGAGGAAAGAAAGCACAGAACAGGCGGACAAGGACUACGCCUUCAAUGGCGGCAUUCCUCCGGCAUACAAGACCCUCCCCACCUGGGACGUCGCCGAAGGGAACGAAGACAAGACGCAUGAUCAGAUGUUCAAGGCACCCGUUGUCUCGCCGCAGAAUCGUUCGACAUCGAACCCUCAGGUUCCUCAGCAACCACAGAUGCCGUUCCAAUUCCCCCAGGCGACAUCGGGUAUGCCCCCUACCUCGGGCCCACCCCACGGACCUCAUCUGCAUCCGCAGCAGCACCACGGAUCUGGCCCGCCUCAUUUUGAUGAUCCCCACCGGAUGCAGAUGUCUGCAUCGUCCUCACAAAUCUUCCCCUCCCCGCGUCUUCAGCCCGGCUAUCCGUCUCCUAUGGCGCCGCAUGCCCAGCUUGCGUUCGGCCAGCCGGUGCCGCAAUUCUACCCAAACCCCCCGCAGCCGGCUCCCGUUAGACACUACCCGGGGACCCCUCAGUUCAUGAACCCUGCAAUGGGUGGCGCCCCCAUGAUGGUCCAGCAACCUUCCAGUGGGCCUUACAUGGGUGUUCCACAGGGCAUGGCACCGUAUACGCCGCAGAUGCAAAUGUAUUCGCCUAACCCGAGCCAUGCGUAUCCGCAGCAUGCCCCCCCUCAGCCGCACAGUGGCUAUCCGAGCCCGAGUCGGGGUGCCCCUAUGAUGAUGCAUCAGAAUUCCCAACCUGGUCAGCCUCCACAGCCGGUCAUGUUUAUGUCCCCCGGCCAACAUGGACAGCCGGUUUAUCCCGGCCAGCAGCCUGGGCACAUGCCGCCGGUCCGGGGAAACUAUCCUCAACAGCAGCAACAACCGCAUUUCCAAUCUAGCCCUCAUCAAGCGCAUCAUUACCCGCCCCAUCAACAUCGCACGCCCAGCAAUGGCUAUAAUCAAAUACCUCAAAUUCCACCUCAGGCCGCCUCCCAGCCAUCACCCUCCGUUGCCUCUGGUCCACAGGCCCCGGAGGCUGCCGAUGAGGCGAAAUGA